This is a messenger RNA of Haemonchus placei, 213 nucleotides long. The record is from the annotation of a GenBank genome assembly. Lineage: Eukaryota; Metazoa; Nematoda; Chromadorea; Rhabditida; Trichostrongylidae.
UAUGUGAACACAAGAGGACUGAGCCAGCUCUCCAGUCCCUCGGUACUCGGCAACUGUCGCCCAGUGCCCCUGGGAACAUCAAAGGAAGCUCGGCGCAUUUGCUCGUCGACACUGUCCUGAAGUAGCUCAACAGAAUGCGCUCGGAGAGAUCCUUCAGUCACAGAAAGUAGAGAUUUAUUUUGUGAAACAUCUUGCGCAGACCUCUGGACAUAA